Molecule: messenger RNA, 633 nt
Organism: Trichophyton rubrum CBS 118892
Lineage: Eukaryota; Fungi; Ascomycota; Eurotiomycetes; Onygenales; Arthrodermataceae
Exons: 1
Coding region: 1-633 (210 amino acids)
Source: RefSeq, a predicted model, not a curated record
AUGAUUUCACACAUUGUAUUCGCAGGUACAAUGGUGUUAUCCCCGUUAACAGGAUCAGCUGGAUUUGCAACGUUUUUAGUGGCACUUUAUGGCAUUCCUUGGGCGAUUGCAUGUUGGGCACCAUUUACAUUCAUUGGCGAAGAAGUUAAUCGUCUUUGCGUUCCGGUGACAUCAAGGGACGUUACCAUGAUAACAUCUGCAACCUACUCUCGUCGACAUGGUUCCUACCGUUCUUCACCCAGAGACCAUGGUCCCUCGGAUGUAGAACUAGAUGACGGCGUUUUGAUGUUAAAUCACGGUGAUGGCAGCGAUAGUGAAGACCAGGGCGGCGAAGUGCCAAAUGCGAAUAUUUCAACUGGGGAAUUGGCAGGAUUAUAUCUUGAGAUCCUAAACAUAUAUACCACCCUUCCCCAGUUAUUCAGCAUGCUCGUUAGCUGGGUAAUCUUUAGAGCGUUCGAGCCAAGUCUCGCGGUCCCACUGGUGACGCAGGCUGUUUCAGUGAAAGACCAGUUUGUAAACACUAUAGGCGUAAAUUCCGGCAGCCCCAAUGCCUCUGGAUUACCUUUAUUCAUUGGCGCAAUAAGCGCCUUACUUGCGGCUGAAUCCACACGGAGGCUGAAGCGAACCCGGUAG